Molecule: messenger RNA, 855 nt
Organism: Striga hermonthica
Lineage: Eukaryota; Viridiplantae; Streptophyta; Magnoliopsida; Lamiales; Orobanchaceae
Source: the annotation of a GenBank genome assembly
AUGCUGAUGGGUCAUGCUGCAGCCCUGCCGAAGCUUGGGUCGGCGCAAAACCUGCCACUCUCCGAUCCCAUUUCCGAACUAGAUGUUGAUGAAAAUAUUGAUGAUCCUUCGAGAGUGUUAUAUACAGCUUCAUUUAACGAGCUUGCAUCCAAAAACGUUCAGUACGACACAAUUAUAUGGCUCUCGAUAUCUGUCCUGCUGGUUUUAGCAUGGGGUGUUGGGAUCAUUUUUCUGCUUUAUUUACCUUAUAGAAGAUAUGUGCUUCAGAAAGAUAUCGCAUCACGUAAACUCUAUGCCACGACAGAAGAAUUAGUAUACAAGGUCUCGAGGCCUUCAUUCGUACCAUUCUUGGGGGAAACAAAAAUCGAGAAGCGUAUACCUCUUUCCCUGAUAAUUGGUGUUAUAACAGAACAAGGUUGCUUGCAGUCGGUGUAUGGAUUACGUACCUUCAAAAUCGUAAGCAUUGCACAAGGGAAAGCAGCUCCCAUUGAUGAAUUACAGGUUCAAGGGGUUAGUGACCCUGGAUUUCUUAGGAAGGUAAUAGUAACACAGGCUUCAAAGGCUAUACAAGAUGCAGUUGGAAGCUGGAGUAAUAGCAGUCAAGUUACUGAAAGCGAAAGCAUGUCCCGUAUGGAAUCUUUAACUUUGGGUCCCGCAGUUUUGAGGUCACCAACACCAUCUAAAAGCUGGAAGACAGUAUUAUCUCCCCAUCAUGCUUUGCAGGAAGGCAAAGGUACCAUUCCUACAGAUCUUAUGCUUAGGAAGCUUGAAGAAGUUAACAAGUCGGUGAAGAAAAUCAAGUUUCUUGUCGAGAGAAAACAGGCUCCCACCGGAACAAGUAAGGAGAAUGUAUGA